Molecule: messenger RNA, 6254 nt
Organism: Silurus meridionalis
Lineage: Eukaryota; Metazoa; Chordata; Actinopteri; Siluriformes; Siluridae
Gene: syt6a
Product: synaptotagmin VIa
Exons: 6
Coding region: 430-2064 (544 amino acids)
Biological process (GO): calcium-ion regulated exocytosis; regulation of dopamine secretion; regulation of calcium ion-dependent exocytosis
Cellular component (GO): membrane
Molecular function (GO): clathrin binding; calcium-dependent phospholipid binding; syntaxin binding
Source: RefSeq, a predicted model, not a curated record
UGUGUGCGCACACUCCACUCCACACGACUUCAUCGCACUGCUGGUCUCAUCUGUUGCGUCCCCAUUGUUGAGCUCCAGAUUUUAAUGUGAUGCAACAAUCCUUGCUUCUGGGACACCCGAGGGCACAAAUGAAUCAUUAAGCCCACGCAUUCGCGCACAUACACUUAUUGUAUCCACUCACGCACCCACAUACACACAUAUACACACACACACACACACACACGUACUGCACAGUCUUUGUACGCACACAAUCACUGACACACUCAUAUCUCGGUGCUGAAGAUGUUCUGGCACACACGCUCAGAGACAUCUACUUGAGAGACAGCCCAGCGCUCAUGUGGACACGAGGGUGCAGCUCUGCGAGCUCGUGUGUACCGAUCCCUCCGGAGGAGCCCGUCACGGCGCCACGCUGAGGAUGCGUCUAGGAGCAUGAGCGCCGUCGGCAAGGAGCAUGACAUGGUGUGUGAGAAGGCGGUGGCCCUUCUAACUGACCUCUGCAUGCACGAGAGCCCCCUGUUAGAGCACAAGACCUGCGAGGAGUUCCUCUACCUCAUCAACAACCAGGACUACAGCCUAAACCAACCCGACGUCACUGCUGGCAUCCCCAUCGGUGUGCUCGUGGCGUGUAGUUUGGCAUUGCUGCUGCUGGUGGCAUUAGCUUCCUGGAAAUUGUGCUGGAUACCUUGCCGCAAUAAGGCCGUGACAUCCACCAGUUCAGUCGCCCUGACCGCAGACAGCUACCCGUCCCCUCAGCCGCUGUCCCGUGUGCCCAGUCCCCAGCAGCCCCUGGUUGGCAUGGCCAUGGAGAAAGUGAAGGAGUCGCUGACACCCAUGGGCUUCCUGGAAGCAGCCGUGAAGAUCAGUCACACGUCGCCUGACAUUCCAGCAGAGGUGCAGCUUUCCAUGAAGGAGCACUUCCUGCGGCGCACACAGCGCAUGCAGAGACAGACCACAGAGCCAGCCUCGUCUACCAGGCACAGCUCCUUCAAACGUCACCUUCCUCGUCAGAUGCAGGUGGGGAGUCUGGACCUGGGAGACGAUUAUGUGGACAUGGACGAACAGCCCACAAGCAUCGGCCGUAUCAAGCCAGAGCUUUACAAACAGAGUAUGCCUGAGAAUGAAGAGUCGGCAAAGAAAGGGAGCUCCAAGACGUGUGGGAAGAUCAACUUUUCACUGCGCUAUGACUAUGAAAACGAGACACUGCUGGUCCAUGUCCUUAAAGCCUUUGACCUUCCAGCUAAAGACCUCUGCGGCAGCUCAGACCCCUACGUCAAGGUCUACCUGCUGCCUGACCGCAAGAAGUUCCAGACGCGUGUCCACCGCAAGACCCUCAACCCUACGUUUGAUGAAAUCUUUCAGUUCCCAGUGCCCUACGAUGAGCUGCACGGCAGGAAGCUCCACCUCAGCGUCUUUGACUUUGAUCGCUUCUCCCGGCACGACAUGAUCGGCGAAGUCGAAGUGGAUAACCUGUUCGAGGUGUCCGAUCUCUCCCGGGAGACCUCCAUCUGGAAGGACAUCCAAUAUUCUACCACCGAGAGCGUGGACCUUGGGGAGAUCAUGUUCUCGCUAUGCUACUUGCCUACAGCUGGGAGACUUACACUCACUGUUAUCAAGUGCAGGAACCUCAAGGCAAUGGACAUCACAGGCUAUUCAGAUCCAUAUGUGAAAGUAUCUCUUAUUUGUGAUGGGAAACGUUUGAAAAAGAAGAAGACCACCAUCAAAAAGAAUACACUCAACCCCACAUACAAUGAAGCCAUCAUUUUCGACAUCCCCCCAGAGAACAUGGAUCAAGUCAGCCUGCACAUCUCCGUCAUGGACUACGACCUGGUGGGUCAUAACGAGAUCAUUGGUGUGAACCGUGUCGGGUGCGAAGCCGAGGGCCUCAGCAGAGACCACUGGAAUGAGAUGCUGGCGUACCCACGCAAACCCAUUGCACACUGGCACCCCUUGCUGGAGCCCAAGAAAUCUGAAAAAGAGGUUUGCCUCCUUUUUUUAGCUUCCUUGGUGGAAAAUACUAUAGGUUUAUUUAAAUCUAGUGGAGCCCUGGAUUUGGAAGGGUGGUAGGGAAUAAUCAGAGGAAAUAAUAUGGUCCAAAAAAAACACCUCGGGUCAUUAUGAUUCAGUCCAUGCCUGGUGCCUUUGAAGAUGACUUGCAAUGAAUAAUUCAGAGACUGUGUGCAAUGUUUUAUUAUAUAUUAAUAUAUAAACACGACCUAUCCUGUAAAAAUAGUUUGUAAAACAGUGAUGUCUUUAAUGUUUAAUAAAUCACUAGUGCAUUAUGCUUAUGUGUUCUGCAUCUUGCAAGUUCCAAGUUAAUUUCAUUGCAGUACAUGUACAUUGGAAUUCUUGUGCGCUUCUCAGAGUCAGCUUUUCAUACGUGUAGUGAAUGGUGUGGUGAUUGUUUUUAAAACUUGCUAACUUUCCCCAUGUUCUCGUUUUUUCCAGUGGAAAACCAGGACGGCUAGUUUUGACAGUCAGGGCUCAUGCCCUUCCCCCAAAGCGCCUGCAAGCCCUUGAAUGGAAACACAUGUGACCCAGAAGACCUGGCUCCCUUUUCCUGCUGUCUGUCUGUGUGCCUGAGAAAAAAAAAGCAACAAAAACAAAACCAGAACGUAAAAAUCCCUGCCAUCUUCAGGUCUCCUUGGUUUCUCCAGCUCUCUGAGGCCUUGUGCACAAAUCUUUCAUGAAGCGUGACGCCUUUUUCGGUGCAGCAGAAGAAGUUUUUUUCUGCCUUCAAAAGGUGGAUGAAAGCUGACCAUGGCAUUAUCGGAAACAUCACUUCAAGAGGUUGAAGUUUUCCUUUGCAAGAUGAUCACAUUACUCAGUGCUCGCUGGUUGGAGAAAAAAAGAAAAAAAAAAAACGAAAGAGCUUAUCUCCGAGAGCCGAGUGUCUGAGCAGUGAAAGGAAGAAUGAUUCAAGCCAAAACGGAAAAAGGGACUCAAUCUAAGGCAGUGAGAAGUGAUAACAGUAGAGGAGGAAAAUUAAUUGUCAGCUAUUAUAUAUGAAAAAACCUCUCCAUAUUAUUUUGGGAAGGAAAAUCUGACUUAACACUGAUGUUGUUGAGACUUUUACAAUCGCUGUCCUGAGCUUUAUUGAUGUCGUAAACAGAAUUGUGUUCAUUUUGUCAUUAAAAAAAAAAAAAUCGAGAGGCGUUUCGGCCGAGCACAAUGUUCUCAAGUGCGCUUUCCUCACUGUCUCCAAAUAGAGAUAUUUUAAAGAUUGGCUUGGUGUUAUUGCUGGAUGAUAGAAUAGAAACCUAUACAUUUAUCUCUGUUCAAAUUGAUUAAGUUACCAACUGUAGGUCAGUAUGUUAGUACUCAUGUUCUCAGUAGUGUCUCUGUAUUUUUCGAACUCCAUUUCUGCUAAAGAUGUAGUUUAAUAGUGGAAACUCAUAUUAACCUUUUUUUCUUUUGCUGUAAUUUUAUCAACAUGCCAUCAUGUUCGUUUCAAACAGGUCUUAUACCUGAACAUCAAGGGCACAUGAAGUGUAUAUAAGGUCAUCAAAAUAAACCUUUCAUAAGCGUGGUCUAUUUGGAGCACAAAAUGAAACACUUAAACACACACAUGUAUAAUAUAUACAUAUAUAACAAAUUAUUCUAGAUUUACAGUGCGGCAAUUAUAAAUCAAGUGUGAAUUAGGGUCUCUGAAAAGCGAAUUGCACACAUAACACUACCACUUUUGAAGCCAUUUCGACUCCUCAGAAGGCGCUGUGCACUCCAGCAGUUUACCAACAAGUGCUCUACACGUACAUACGAGAUAUUUAUUCAUUAUGGCUAUAAUACCUUGGCUGUUGACUGUAUGUGUCACGCUUAACAAACACGUUUUUUUUUUUUACACUGACGAGUUCCAUUUAUGAUUCCUUCCCUCUGUAAAAAUGCAGAUCACAGCAGUUUUGAAAUGCUCGACCUGACAAGGAAGGGAAAAAAAAGAAGCACACAAUGAAAAAGAUGGAUGCUGGCAAAGGCAAUUUGAAAUAAUUGGGACUUUUGCAGUUAAAAGUAAACGCAUCUCUUAUCAAUUACACAGUCUACCUAGCACACAACAUUUAAUGUAGCCAAUCCAACUGUUAUAUUAUGGUGUGAUUGAAACUAUGAGGCAGAUGAACAGUGGCAUUUCCUGUGAAAUAGUAACAAACAUCAUACCUAAUAAGAGCACAGAAAUAUAUAACAUAUAUAUAUAUAUAUAUAUAUAUAUAUAUAUAUAUAUAUAUAUAUAUAUAUAUAUAUUCAAAUUCAAUUCAAAACCAUUUAAAUUAAAUAUAUCGUUUUGUACAUCGUCUAAUCAAGUAAUUUUCUUGUUGUUGUUCAAAACUGUUCUACCUAAGAAUCUAAUCAAGCCUAUAUUUGUCUUUGUGAUUUGAUGUUUUCACAUUUUAACACCAUUACUGACGUUCUUUCUUCUUGUUUUGACUGUAAUAUACAAUUUUAUGAUGCUAUUUGUGUGGCAUUCUGGGAAAAACCAUCAGAUGUUGCUGCAGCCAAAUUACAGUAAACCACCAAAAACAGACCUGCCAAUCUUCUUUACCCUAGGACCUUCAAAUAGACUGUUACUGCUAUGAGUUAUCACUUAAAAUUAUGCCAUAAAGAGCCAGCUUUGGGUUUUUUCCCUUAGUAAAAAUGUACAUGAAUGAAUGAAUGAAUGAAUGAAUGAAUGAAUGAAUGAAUAAAUGAAACAGUUAAUUGACUUUCUUUUAGCUUCGCCCCUUUUCCUCCUUUGCUUAUUGAUAAGUGUGUUCUCAUCUAAUCUCUGUUAAUCUCCUGUUAUUUUUCUUACUCUAAUGACACGUUCUCACUUUUUGAAAAUGUAAAUCUGAUUUUUUUUAGCUCAAUAAUGUGAAAUAAAACUGAUAACUUUUAGAUUUGACAAUUUAUUAUAGAAGACACAGGAUAUAAAGAGAUAUUUCCUAUAAAAGAGCUCCAUAAAAAUAUAAUGAAGUGCCAAAUCUAAUGCUUUACAAAUGAAACUAAAAUGUAAUGAUAAUUAAAAAGUGAUUUAAAAAAAAUGGGGUUUUGAUCCCAUGCAUCUAGUGGUUACUGUAAAAUCCCUGACUUCAGCAAGCAUGUUAUUGCUUUUCAGGGUUGGCAGGUCUGCAAAAAAAGCUUUUUUUGGGCUUAGGGGAAAACAUGUGCAUAUCAUUUGAGGAGUAUAUGUGAGAAAAUAUCAGGGUUUUGCCAUAUAAAGGUUUUUCCAAGCCAGCACGUUUAUGUUCUACACCAUAAUGUAGAUACACAUUAGGUUUAGUGCCCAACGUGUGGAGACAAGUCACUCUAGAUGUCCUUCUUUGCUUCGAAAUCGAACCUUUAGAGUAAAGAACACAUUGAGACUGCAUUAGAUUCAAAAGACAUUUUCUUUUUGGAUGCUUUCCGGAAGGCAUCCCAGUGUAGCAGUGUGUUUUAAAUCAGGACUCACUCAUUGAGGCUUUCAGUGGACAUAACUUAUGCGGCAGAGCUCCAAGUGAUAAACACAUGUGGACUGAACUCCCUAAAUGACUUUCCUUUUGCAAUCCCUGGAAAUAACAUCAUUGUUUUGAAAGUAGUUAUUAAUUAGAAUAUGAAACCUCCUUUAUUAGCCAUCAUACAUUACAGCUGUUGAGGUUUACAUGUUUCUAUGUUAAGAAAUAGAUCUAACAUUUUGGUGAAUAACUGCAGGUAACUGUUUGAUGACUUGACAAAUUGAUGUACUGUUUUUGAUUCCUACCUGUACCGAACCAUGUUUCUGAUGUCCUCAGGCCCCGGCACUAUAGACACAACCUGUUGCUGUUGUAGGUGGAAUCUGUGAAAUGGGUACAAAUUACUUUCUGGUGUGUGCGGUUUAUGAACCUCUUAUUUUUUUCCUCUCCUUUGUGAAUUGAACAACUUUCCAAUUUUCCAAGAAAACUGUUGAACAACUGUUCUUCUAUUUCAUACAAGCAGAAAUAAAGUUGUCAGAUGAGUCGUUUCAGUCAUUCUGCUUUGUCAUACUUCAUCGCAAUGAGUCCUAACUGGUAUUGCAAUCAAGUCUUGAGACAUUUAUAGAUACAUAAGAAAUAGAGACAUUUUCAUAUGUCCUUUUUCCCAGGUUGGAUGCAUGUCAUUCAAUAAACACUGGCUGCAUGAGGUUUUCAAUCUGGCUACCUCAGCUGAACUUACGUUACCCUAGAACCAUUGUUCUCCAAGUGUGGGGUCCAUCAAGCAAUAGUCUGAAGCAUUUUCUAAAUUUGUUGUUUUACAAAUCACAAGCCAAAAUUAUUAAACUUAUUAUACCAAUAAAUAAC